This is a messenger RNA of Aaosphaeria arxii CBS 175.79, 3093 nucleotides long. RefSeq lists its product as uncharacterized. NCBI's taxonomy places the organism in Eukaryota, Fungi, Ascomycota, Dothideomycetes, Pleosporales. The coding region runs from base 254 to 2836 and encodes 860 amino acids. The transcript has a single exon. The record is from RefSeq and is a predicted model, not a curated record.
CGACUAUUUCACGACUCACCGUACAAAAAAAGGCUACAUUCUAUGUUGUAUUAAGUACUCAAACGCUCAUACAUAAUUCCUAGAGCCUUCUCUACAUCACGAACAAACCUAGGAAAUCACGUAACAAGCAUUACAGCAGUCCAGGCGCCUGCUCGUGUGUUGGCUACAUUCCGCACCCCUUUCCGAUCGGAACGUGCAAACGGUCUUGCGACCCUCGCAUGUCAUAAUACCGCAGUAGUUUAUCAUAUUCACAAUGCUGGGAUUCCGGCCGCUGUCCGUCUCGAAGCGGAAACAGAAAUAUAACGAGGUCCCGAACCACGAUCUAGAGGACGGCGAUUACGACGAGAAACGAUAUGACAGCGACGAUGAGAGUUAUGUCUCCUCCGCAGAUUCCACACCAUAUGCUUCAAGAGCAGCCUCGGCUACACAUCCUCCUCGGAGACGAUCGAUAUCGAAGCCAGCCGUGAGCGCAUACAGCUAUCGAAACCCAAGAGCGUUCACAAGAUACCUAGGGCUGGCGGUGGGCACAACCUUGCUUCUCUUCAUGCUGUUCUUGACGAAUGCAAGUGUUUCGUCGAUUAAAAAUGUUCAAUUGGGGCUUAAGAAACCUCCGCCACCUCCGCGGGUGUGGGAAGCCUUUCCCUUCUUGAAAAGGUACCACGGUGGAAUAAGGACAUUGACACCACGGGAAAAGAAUGUACCCGAAUACCCUACAAAGCAAGACAUCGAUCCUGAUGCACCGGAGAGUGACAAUACCGUAAAAAAGGCAAAGGAGAAGCGCGCAGAUGGCAGCAAGAUCCCGCCCUCGGAGGAGUUCAACCCAUUUCCGGAUUACAAGAGCAUUGGUUAUGUCGAUAUCUAUGGACCCGUUGAGCCAUGUUAUCUGGACGAUAAGAAUACCAUCAAGAUUCCUCCGAUGCAGGCAUAUAAGGGUGUUACUGCAGGUACGCCGGACAACGUGAUGGGCUCGUAUGAACUUUUCGGACUCCGCGAUGACGUUUGUUUCGAACGUUUCGGACGCCUUGGCCCGUACGGUCUGGGCUACAGCAGGAAGUAUGGAGGCACUGGCGCGGCUCUGGAGGGCGACCGUGAGGGCAUCGAGAAGGUCUGGAGAGAUGUACCAGAGGUCGACUACCGAAAUGUAAAUUGGGGCGAGGUCACGCGCCGCUGCUUUGAGAAGAACAAGGCCCGCUUCAAGCCCGCACCAGCAGGAAGGGGUCUCUCUUCUAUCAAAGAGCCAACAGAAGAGAAGGAUGUCAAGGACAACAAAGAGAAGAGAGAGGAGGUAGUAAGCAAACCGGCUGUGGACAUACCUGCAACUGAAGUUGCAGAGUCUCCUACGCAGACUCCCGUAGCAACCGCGGAGAAAUUGGCGAAAGAAAAUGUCGAGAAGACCGCAGAGAAGGCUGCAGAGUCAGUCGCAGAGAAACCUACCAUCCAGGCUCAGCCCAAGGCUGAACACAGACACUUGCUUCCUCGCACUGCAGUCUUGAUUAGAACAUGGUGGGACUACAACUAUGACGACGAAGAUCUUCUUUUCCUGCGCUCCCUGAUUGCCGAACUGUCAAUUCAGUCUGGUGGUGAAUACGAUGUACAUUUCCUCGUUCACGUCAAAGAUGAUGACAAACAGAUCUGGGGAGAUGAGGAGGUGUACCAGGAAGUUCUCAAGAAGUCACUGCCAAAGGAGUUUUGGGGCAUGGGUACACUUUGGUCAGAACGCCAAAUGUUUUUGAUAUACGGUGGCAUGGAUCAAGCAGAGUUCCGCAACCUCCCUCUUUACGGCAACUACCGUUCCACAUUCAUGCCGGUCUCAUACUUUGCGUACCAGCAUCCCGAAUACGACCACUUCUGGCAUUGGGAAAUGGAUGUCAGAUACACCGGCCACUACUAUCAUCUAUUCGACAAGAUCUCCAAGUGGGCAUCGAAGCAACCUCGCAAGGGGCUCUGGGAACGCAACUCCCGGUUCUAUGUCCCAGCUGUUCACGGUUCGUGGGAAGAUUUCUCGCAAAUGGUCCGCGUCCAGACAGAGCACGGCACAAACAGCCAAGCCAACAAAUGGUCAUCUCACCUCCCACCCAACCCAAAGAUGCCACACGCAGAGACCCUGAAACCCGAGAAGCCCAUCUGGGGCCCUGAGAUCCCAGAAGACUACCCAGACAUCGAGAUCGACCCGGCCGUCAAGCCAAAGACAACCAUGACAGAAGACAAGCACACCUGGGGAGUCGACGAAGAAGCCGACCUGAUCGUCUUCAACCCACUCUUCGACCCCGACAAGACGAACUGGAUCCUCGCCGAGGACGUGACCGGCUACAACCGCACCCGCGGUUUCCCUCCCCGCCGCACCGCAAUCAACACCUCCGGCCGCCUCUCCCGACGCCUCCUCCUCACCAUGCACCGCGAGCAGACCAUCCACCGCCACACCAUGUUCUCAGAGAUGUGGCCAGCGUCCUGCGCGCUGCACCACGGCCUGAAAGCCGUCUACGCGCCCCACCCGGUCUUCAUCGACCGCAAGUGGCCAGUGCAGUACCUCGCCGCCAUCUUCAACAAUGGGCGCAACGGGGCCAGCGGCGGCGCCCGCCUCUCCGUCUUCUCCGACGAGCGCCAGCACAACUUCCUCGGCACCACGUGGUACUACCACGCGGGUCACGCGCCCAACAUGUGGAAGCGAUGGCUCGGCUACAAGGUCGACGGCGACGGCGGCGAGCAGGAGGAGCUCGCCAAGGAGGGCCGCAUGUGUCUGCCCGCCAUGCUGCUGCACCCGGUCAAGCAGGUGGACCUCGUCAUCGACCGCGAGGGCAGCCAGAUCGAGGAGAAGGAUACGAAGUGGAGGAGGUGACAUGACGAAGGAUGGGUGCUUUGAAGCAAGGUGGAGAGAACGAAGCGAUAUGAAUUGUAAUGAAAUGACUUACACCCCCCUUCUCACUUCAUGGUGUAUCUACUUCCGGAUUCAUGUAAUAGAUCUAUGCCUUGGGUUGUGUCGCUUUUGCAUUGUCAACAUGCAGUGGGAGUUUUCGAGGAUUUCGUCUUGUAUACAUCCAUAUAUCUAUAUACUCUAGCAUACAUCAAGCAGGCGCCGGUAUAAAUCCUUUUCUG